Molecule: messenger RNA, 513 nt
Organism: Cyprinus carpio (common carp)
Lineage: Eukaryota; Metazoa; Chordata; Actinopteri; Cypriniformes; Cyprinidae
Product: cytoplasmic dynein 2 heavy chain 1-like
Exons: 3
Coding region: 34-297 (87 amino acids)
Source: RefSeq, a predicted model, not a curated record
ACUGUGUGUUUUCCCUGCAGGAGUAAGAGUUGCAUGUUCGAGGAGUUUCUGUUCGCGUGGCUCGACCGUCUGAGGAAGCUGGAGGAGCACAGCAGCAUAUCUGUCAAAAUGCAGAAGGAAGUGGACAGAUGCAGGGCGGUGGCUCCAGUGUUGAAGUGCGUGCGAGGUGAGCAGCUCUGGCUGGAUCUGUUCCGGCUCGUCUCUCUGCCCGGAGGAACCACACUAGAGACUGCACCACAGAGACCUGCUGCGAGUGGCCGACAACAUCAUCCACAAAGCCCUGGAGCUCAAGGGUAAUGCUCCUAAACUGGUUCACACGCCCCUGACAGAUAAGUGCUAUCUGACACUGACACAGGCCAUGAAAAUGGGUUUGGGCGGGAAUCCCUACAGCCCCGCGGGAACCGGCAAGACCGUGUGAGACACUUUUUUUUAAUGGAUGGGCGCUUUUUAUUUCACUUCUUUUGGACUGAUGCAUGCAACACCCGCUGAGUGCCAUUAAACAGCUUGAAAGGU